Messenger RNA from Zea mays, 3008 nucleotides. RefSeq lists its product as uncharacterized. The record is from RefSeq and is a predicted model, not a curated record. NCBI's taxonomy places the organism in Eukaryota, Viridiplantae, Streptophyta, Magnoliopsida, Poales, Poaceae. Bases 760 to 1275 code for a protein of 171 amino acids. The transcript has 2 exons.
AUAGUAGUACUACAGUAGCGGUAGUGUGUACGUCAAGAGUACAAGCGAGGACUUUAAUUGACAAUGUCGUAUGGAAGUGGUGUUGACAGAUUCAUCAUCAUCAGGAAGUGCUUCUUUUCUCUAUAAUUUUUUGAGCUCUGAUAGAGUUCUCCUUUUUCAUGCACACCAAAGUGCUCACUGUUAAGCAGGCCGAAAAAAACCUAAUUUGCUUUGCAACAGUUACUGCAGUUCUUUCUAAUGUGAAUGUGGUCCAUGGCAAUGUGAGGAUCCAGAACCAGCAAGGAGGAAUGGCGACGCAAGAAGAUGGCGGGGAACGGCGAAGCGCAUGGAAGAAAUAUUUGAGUAGCAAAGUGUUUGGUCCGCAAUGGGCCGUGUGAUUGUAAUAAGGCCGUGUAUGGAGCUGAUACUUGUAUCGUGCGUGUAUAAAACGCUAAGAACGAAAAGGCUGAAGGCAGCAAAUGAGAAAUAACAGAAUCGUUCCCCUGCCUGUCAUUCUGUUCUUCUUCUUCCCUGAUUUCUCCAAUUCUUCUCCGCUCAAUUCCUCUAUCAGUUCAUUUGCUGACAAUCUGGUAUCAGACUUGUUGCAAUCCUGGAGGGCAUUACGCAACCACCGGUUCGGCGGACACGUUCAUCGACAGCCGCGGGCAUGGAGGUGGCGAUGAAGAAGGUGCUCGACGAAAUGUCGCACAUGGAGACGCGUUUGCUCGCUGCGAUAGUAGGACCGUCCUACUAGGACGCUGCGACGAUCUCGAAUGCAGGAUGGAGGAGUCGGAACAAAAGACGGAGGCACGUCUUAUCUCCCUGGAGAUGGACUACGGCCAGAUUGAAGGGUGGAAACCAGAGGUCGAGAAGCGUCUCAAGAACUUGAUGCUGGAAUUGAAACGCGCCAAUAAAAUCAUGGAGCGCGGGAUUCUGGAGAACGAUGGACCACAACACGGUCUGCUGCGUCCUGAAGGGUCAACGGCCGCGCGCACAUCUGUCGGGAUUCACACCGUCGACGGGCCUAAUGGCUACCGCGGGGAUCAUGAUCACCGGGAUCGCGGGUUUGGACACGUCACGUUCCAAACCCACGGCCCGGUCAAGGGCUUCAACCGUGGGGGUGUGUUUUCAAAGGUCCAACUGUUUCUGCAUUUCCAUAUGCACCACGACAUGGUUACGAUGGCUUCCAUUUUCCAAGGACGGGGCAUGCGCAUUCUGAUUGUUAGAGAAGCCAAAGGUAUGUUGGAGAUGUGGAGAGGCGUGACCCUAAUCAGAUGCCAGCACCUUCGACUGUAGCUGCACCUCAGGAAUAGGUGUGGAACUGUUUCUUCUCUUUGAAUAAUACAGUUUUUGAAUGUAUAUGAGUCCAAAUCCAUACCUGUCUUCGGAGCAGGGAUCUAGUGUUGAGCUUGUCUUUGAGCAGGAGCCAGAAGAAGACUUUUUUGCUUCGGCUGGUACUUAGAUUUCUACAUCCAUUUGUAGAUCGGGUGAGCCUGCACACCCCCUGUCAUGUGUUUGUAAGAGCGCUGGGAUGAAUAUUUGAGUACCUCUCUCCAAUAUGUCCACUUGUCUAGCUGCCCAUGGGUGUGGUGUUCGUGUAAUGUACUGGUAAGCAUUUGAUAUUGCUGAUAAGCCUCAUUGGAUAUAGAGGCCUGGAACAUCUCAUGGGGUGAUAGCAUCAUUGCCUGUUUUACCGUGAUGUCUUUCUUGAUUGCAUACGAAUGUAGUUCGGGGAAUUCUUCCGUUUGAAUCUUGCAAGUCCACUUAUCAUUCCAGAGCUGGAUGGUGCGGCCAUUACCCAUUUUAAUCUGGAUGAGCUCCUAUAAGUGGCCAGGUUUUUAAGGAUGUCUCUCUACUAGAACAACCCCACUUGAUGAUCUGAGGGCGUUGCACCAUCUUUGUAGUGAUUUUCUCAGACAAUGUCAACCCAUGGGGUGUCUUCUCUAUUUAGCAUUUUGUGAAGAUUCUUCAUCAGCAUAGCUCUAUUUUGGGUGUUUAAGUGGAUGAUCCCGAGCCCACCUUGACUUUUUGGUUUACAUGAUAAAUCCUAUGCAGCUGAGGUGGUCGUUUUGCAUUGAUGACUGAGCCUCUCCAAAAGUAGUGUCUUCUAUAUUUAUCUAUUUGCCUUAUCACUGUUUGGGGAAGUUUAAGGGUGCACAUGUAGUAUGUGGGUAGAGAUGAGAAAACCACAUUCACCAUUUGAAGACGACCGGCCUGCGACAGGAAGUGGGAGGUUGAUGAUAAUCUUCUUUCGAUUUUCUGAAUUAGUGGUAGGAAUGCAUCAAGUUUUGGUUUGCGUAGCCCCAUGGUGAGACCUAGGUAUGUAAAGGGAAGAGUUCUAAUCUGGCAUUGAAAAGUAUUCGCCAACAGACUCAUUCAUUGUUCUGGAACAUUUAUAGGAUAUAUACUUGAUUUCUGGUAGUUGACCUUGAGCCCUGUAGAUUCUGCAAAUGAUAUUACCAUUGCUUUCAGGAAAAAUAAUUGUUUGGGGGCAUGCUUCCAUUAUCAUUAUCAUUAUCAUGUCAUCUGCAUACUGAAUAAUUGGGAAGUCUUGCCCACAUCUCUGUUGCAAAGGUAAUCUGAUUAAUCCUAGGUCCUUUGCCUUGUUCAUUAUAGUUUGAAGUAGAUUUGCUGCAAGGACAAAGAGAUGGGGGGACAGCGGGUCACCUUGCCUGACUCCUCUUUUACAGUGGAAUUGCUUGCCUGGGUCUCCAUUUAGUAAGAUCUCCAAAGUACUAGAGUCCAUGAUCAUUUUGAUCCAGGUUAUCCAUUUAGGUCUGAAUCCUUUGUGCUUCAGAAUGUCUAUUAUCACUUUAUGUUCCGGUUUGUCAAAUGCUUUUUCAAAGUCCAGUUUCAAAAUCACCAGCUCUUUUUUUGUUUGUUUACAUAGGAAUAAGUAUUCAAAGGACCAAGCAAGACAGUCUUGGAUAGUUCUCUCCUUUAUAAAUCCAUAUUGAUUUAUGUGCACUAGCUUAGUGAUAACCUUUUGCAUCCUGUUGGCGAGGAGUUUUGUGAUCAGUUUCACACUU